Nymphalis io (European peacock) is the source of this 595-nucleotide messenger RNA. RefSeq lists its product as uncharacterized. The record is from RefSeq and is a predicted model, not a curated record. The transcript has 2 exons. Lineage: Eukaryota; Metazoa; Arthropoda; Insecta; Lepidoptera; Nymphalidae. Bases 1 to 561 code for a protein of 186 amino acids.
AUGCCGGAUAAUGAGUGCUGGGGUCUAGCGAGAAAACCUGCAUCAGAAAAGUACCGAUCAAAUCCCACGCCGUUUAUUCCUGGAUUAUCAAGAAGAAUUGACUUCCUGUUACCAAACCGUGAGGAUAUUGUGAAAGAACACGCUAAAUUAGUCCAAGAUAUAAAUGGUCUUCGGCAAGUAAUGUUUGUUGCUCCGCUGGCUGACGAGCCAAAAGACUACGAGGACUCCAUAUUCCAUGAAAUCAUUGAGACAUCUACUACUACAAGCAGACCGUCGACUACAAAACCCUCUAGACCAACGAAGGGUAUUCCAAUUGUGUUAUUGGGUGGUGCAACUCGUAAACAUACACUUAAAAGUCAGCCUCUAAAGAACCAUAGGCAGACCUUAAGUUUGGUAGGAACUUCUGUGACACCAUUAGUGAGACAUCCUUAUCCAUUUAUCACGGCAGCGUCUUCUCGGCAACCAGUAAGAAUUUGUAUGUCAUCACCCUACUCGUACACCUCGACAACACAUCGUCCGAGUCUUUGGGACCGUCUUUUGAAAUCAAUAAUACCUAGAUAGAGAAUGUAAGAUAAAUGCAACGUAAUCGAGUGCU